UAGGCCCCGCGGGCGGUGGCGGGCGGCCCGUGAUGCUGCGGCGCCUGCUGGCAGGGCUAGCAGCGGCAGUCCUGGGCCGGUCCCCUCCGGACGGUAUUGCAGGCUUUCGCUAUGGGGCUUAACUACAGUCUUCUAACUCCCCUCAAGACUGAGACUGAUAGCACGUCCAUGCACUCUGCUUAAUAGCUCGACCUUCCCAACUAGGGAAUGUCGGGACCCAGGCCUGUGGUGCUAAGUGGGCCAUCGGGGGCCGGGAAGAGCACCCUGCUGAAGAAACUGCUCCAGGAGCAUGACAGCAUCUUUGGCUUCAGUGUGUCCCAUACCACAAGGGAUCCUCGGCCUGGCGAAGAGAACGGCAAAGAUUACUACUUUGUGACAAGGGAGGUGAUGCAGCGGGACAUUGCUGCAGGUGACUUUAUCGAGCACGCCGAAUUCUCAGGGAACCUGUACGGGACAAGCAAGGCAGCUGUGCGGGCCGUGCAGGCCAUGAACCGCAUCUGCGUGCUGGACGUGGACCUGCAGGGCGUGCGGAACAUCAAGAAAACUGACUUGCAGCCCAUCUAUAUCUCAGUUCAACCACCCUCACUGGAUGUACUGGAGCAGCGGCUGCGGCUUCGCAACACUGAGACCGAGGAAAGCCUGGCCAAGCGGCUGGCUGCUGCCCGUGCUGACAUGGAGAGCAGCAAGGAGCCUGGCCUGUUUGACUUGGUCAUUGUCAACGACAACCUGGACAAGGCCUACGCAACACUGAAGGAGGCACUCUCUGAGGAAAUCAAGAAAGCACAAGGGACCGGCCACACCUGAGGAGGUCUGUUCUCCAUUCCAGGGGGCACUUCUUAUGCCCCAUCCUUCCCAGGCUCCAGGCAGGGUCUGGCCUGGGCACCUAGGACCCAUGCAGGACCAGGGAGGGGUGCCCACUAGUGGGGUGCAUGGAACUGCUACCUUGGCUGGCCACAUGGUGGCUCUGUACUCUUAGCUGGCACCCAGGACCUGGGGUUGGAGGAGGUGUUGUCCACUUUCCUCACUCUCUGUGAUCAGAGGACCCCAGGGCUUCCCCAGUCUGCCCUCCUUGGGCUGUCCUCUGUCCCUAUCCCUGUCCCUCCCGCUGGAGCCGGGGUUGACAUCUUAAUAAAAUAACUGUUGGAUUACAAUGUG
Molecule: messenger RNA, 1155 nt
Organism: Tupaia belangeri chinensis (Chinese tree shrew)
Lineage: Eukaryota; Metazoa; Chordata; Mammalia; Scandentia; Tupaiidae
Gene: GUK1
Product: guanylate kinase 1
Exons: 9
Coding region: 208-804 (198 amino acids)
Biological process (GO): purine nucleotide metabolic process
Cellular component (GO): cytosol
Molecular function (GO): GMP kinase activity
Source: RefSeq, a predicted model, not a curated record